GCCGAGUGCCGAGUGCAGUCAGUGAGUGCCGUGGCCUGUCGGUGUGUGCUUGUGUCGUGCUGUGCUAGUAGUGGUGUUGGUGUUAGCCAGAGCUGUCUCCUUGCCGCGACGCGCGACCCGCGACAGUCGCCGACGCGAUUAUUUGUGUUGCCGCGACAACCGAGAUCUGUUGUGUCGAUAGGCAGUGAUGCGCGCGUGUCGCUUUAUUGCUACUGCUCUUGGUUUUUGCUAAUGCUGUUGGAUUGAUAGGAUUUAUUUUUCACGAGGAUAUGAUAUGGGUCUCAUCAUAUUCAAUGACAAUAUUGUGGUUUUUCGAAAAGAGAUGAUUAUGGUGGGGUGAUGAUGACUCCGCUGUGGGUGGAGUCGCGGGCCUGGCUGGUGACGGGGGCGGGUGCACCCCUGGCGGCCGUGGUGCUCUGCUGGGCGGUGCUCGUGCUGCGAUGCAGCCAUGGCAGCACCAACCACUGGCGCCGUCCCCUCGAUCCGCUGCUAGUCGCGCUCCUAGUCGAGGCCGUUCUACACCAGGUGGCAGCCUCGCUGCACGCGGGCCUGGCGCUGUUGCGACCCGAGUCGGAGGUGUGGUGUUCGCUGCUGGCCUGGCUUCUGCAGGCUGUCCGGACCAUGCAGGCCGGCACUCUGACGUCACUGGCCCUGGCUCGCUGCUUCAGGCAUCGGCCUCUGCUCGUCUACCACCUCAUCUGCCUCGCCGUGCUCAGCUCGUCGGUCGGAGUUGCCGCUGUCCUCGCACGAGUCAGGCCCUGUCACGCUGAAAGCGAUCGCAGGUACAUAGUGUUCUGGCUGGGGCUACACACUUCUCUGGCGGUUGGUUCGGUGGUGGCGCUGUUCUCGACCUGCUGUCGGCUGACGUCAUCAGCAUCCUCGUCGGCGUCGACGUCCGACUGUCGCGUGCAUCGACGCCAGCUGCUCAACUCGUCUUCGGAUCUGUCGUCCGCACUGUCCGACAUCUCCAUGAUAUCGACAAUGCGCUCGCGCAGCACGCGUGUAGCGCACAGUGUGAGCGACUGCAGCGCACGAGUCACGCACAGUGUGAGCGACUGCAGCGCGCGGGCACGCAGGUGUCUGGUCGAGGAGUUGCUGCGAAUCUCGCCGGCCAACGAACAAGGUGGCAGCCCGCCGAUCACCUACCUGGACUCGGGCCCGGACACGAGUCGCCUGCACUACAGCAGCUCGUUUGUGGAGUCUGGCAGUGAGGACUUGGAUUACGGUGCCAUCGCUGAGCCGUGCUACGGGUCAACCACCAACUCGGCCUCAUCCACCAAUAGCCGCGCGCCUUGUCUGCACAAUUCCGGCACAAGCGUCCGUCAGGAGCUGCCUCUCUGCACUGUCCUCUCCGUGCUUGGCCUCUGCUACUUUGUCAACCAUAUUCCUGUACUGGUGCUGACGGUGCUAGUGAACUACUUUCCGUGGGUGAUGGCGGCACAGCAACUGCCACUGGAGUACGUGCCACUGUGGUGUGGCCUGCUGGAGGGAUUCCUACUGCCGCUGGUGCUGGCACUUGCCGACAAGGCCUUCCAGAAGAGGGUGGCAGCCGUCUACACCCGCCACAGACCCAGCGACAUAUCCAAGCCUCUCCAAGGUCUUCAUGGCAAGUUCAGGCCGUUCAAUAACAGCCUCCUUGAUUGCCAAAGGCCUACGACUGAAACCGUGAGGUUCCCACUCACCAAUGGAUCCCUUUUCACCAGUCUGGACGGCAGAAUCCCCGUCAUACAUCAUUACCGGAGGUGUAAAGGUGUGAGAACUAGUGCGCUGCCGCCAUACUGCCUCAACCUGAACCUGGCGGCGCGGUUCCCGCAUUCCAUGUCGGCGGUAGCGGCGACGGGGGCUGGAGUGGUGGCGGGGGUGGCCGAUGGAGGCGGUUCUGCCUCCCAGCUGCACGCCAACCUGGUGUCUGCAGCGAGCGUGGGCGGCGACGAGUCGAACGUGUUCCGACCGAGGGAUGAGAUGGAGCGGCCGGCGGCAGUCGCGUCCACUCAGUGCCUCCUGACGCAGCGACUCAGCACGACCGACCUUCGCGGCGUCGACAACAUCCGACGCCUGCGGGAGUCGCUGUUCCUCGACGCCGAAGCGACCACGUCCGAGGACGAGGACGGCGACGAUGAGGAGGAUGACGGCGAGGCCGAGGAGCCGCUGUACGCGACGCUCUCCUCUCGCAGCGUCUGCUCAGCCACGACUGCCGCCAACGACGACUUCGAGUUCUACCAGCGUCGAUUUGUGUCGAGCAGCUCGUCCGUCGAUACUCCCCACCAUCGACAGGGUGAGAACAGACGCAAGAUGUCGUUGAGCAGCGAUGUGGAAACGUCACAGGUGCCAAUAAGACAGCAGCAGCCGCUGUACAGGCAGCAGCCAGUGGCCGGGGGGCGGCGACGCCUGGGAGUGCCCCCGACGCCGCCUCCGCCGCGACGCCUGGCGCCGGUUCUCUCGGUCGACUCGCUGGUCGCCGCCCUCAGCCACUCUGACGUCUCCUACUUGGACACCGGCGACGUCUGUCGACACUCUGCAGACAGGUCGGGCAGUGUGCCCGAUCUCAAAAAAGUAUUCUACACCGGUUUCCUAUGAGACAACUACUGUCAUCUCCACAGGCAAUAGUAUAAUCUAUUGCAUACGUAGUAGGCUACAAGUUUCAAUUUUAUUCUUUUGUCUUUGAUGCAACUCACUAGUAUUACGUAGCUUAAUCGAGAGAAACAAGAUAGAAUAUUAGCCGAGUCAAGAGAAAUCAAGAGAGUUUGAUAUUAGGUUGAUAAUUCUGAAAUACUCUCGAUGUCAAGCAUAUAGAUAGAUGUUUAAUGUAGAAGUGUCAUUUAAUCUAUAAUAUUAUGACAAGUUACUCUCAGAGUCAAGCGGAUGGAUUGAUUUGAUCUAUAAUUUCAUGUUACAGAAUAAACCUGAUCAAAAGUCAGGAUAAUGUAUUGAUAAAUAUUAUCAUAAUAGACUGGAUUUAGAUACAAAGAAUGUUUUGGGCUAAUGCCUGUUUUAUCAUUCCAUCAUUGUAGUAUGCUUGUGAUUCGAUAAUGAUUGAUGAGAGGGACUCAUACUCAUUACAAUUAGGUGCGGAUUUAUCUAAUAUUUUUCGUACGGUAUUGAUUUGUUUUCGUGUCAAAAUUCUUUAAAAUCCAGUUGUUAAAUAAACGUUUUUGAUUUUUUUGCGGAGGGUCAUUACCUUACAAUCUCUAGACUUUGCUGUGAAUAAGAUGUUAAUCGACCUAACAUCACUUGAAUUGGCAGCUCUUCAUUCAUAUUCAAAGAAUUGUCAUUUACCCAGUUUAAAAAUCCAGAAGUGAUUUAUUAUAAUGCUUCUGGAAAGAAUGUCCUUCCUUAUGUAAUAAAUAAAGGCUCUUCUUUACUUUGAAUCAAUUAAACAUCAUCAACCAGGACUUUCUUGAAAUUAUUAUUGGGAGUUAUAGUUUUUUAUCAGGCAUAAUACACAUAGUAGCCGAUACAGUAUUAGAGAACUAUUGCCUUCAUAUAGUGCCUUUAUAAUCUAUUGUAUUAAUGCUUUAAUCAGCUCUUUAUUUUUUACUGUAGGCUAUACUAGGUUUUACAUGUUUUCAUUGUUUUAAGAGGCGUAGAGAAAAAUAAUGAUGGAUUUUAAACGAUUAGCAACCUGAAUAGGUCAGAAAUGUUGUACCUUGACAAACCAAAGGCUCAAUAUGAGUGCCAAAGCUUCGAACUUUCAAGAAACAGUCCUUGUGGAAGUUUUUAACUAAUUUAUGUAUCAUAUGUGUGUUUAGCUUUAUUCUCUGAAUGUACUAUUCACUAUAAUCUGUAUUAUAAGAAUACUAAAAGUUUUUUCUUCAAUUUAUUUCCUCGAAAAUCUAUUGAUUCGACCUAUUGUAUUUAACAGUAUUUGUAUUGUGGAAGGUACGGUACCUGUGACAGAAAUGAUGUUCUCCAUUUUACUUAUAAGCAUGAAUAGUUUAUUCAAUUCAGAAUAUAAUAUUUUAAUGAAGAUCGAUAUUAUAUUAUGACACGUCGACUAUUGAAAAAUGUUGUAUGUUGUAAGUGUAUUUUUUUAUGUUCCAAUUUAUGUUAUUAACGUUCCGGUAGUCGCGCUCUACUCUAACACACGAGCAGUCGUGUUUUGUACAGCAUUCAAGUUUCCAAGUGUUAUUUACUCUGUUUACUGUCAAAACAUAUUAAUUAAUUGUAUAAUUACUUUCUCCAUCUUCUUGGAUUAUUUCACGCCUAUGAACAUUUGAAUAAUUACCAUUUCAUAUCCCAAUAAGGUAAGCAAGCAAAGCCAUCAAUUUUGUGUUAUUGGAUCGUUUACAGUAUUUCCCUAUCUUAUGCACAGUGCGACUUAUGCACUGUCGCGACUAAAUGGCACUUAAAGACUGAACCAUUGCUCGGUUGAUACUGCAACUCAGUGGAGUGAUGGGGGGAAAGUUUUGUGCAGCAAAAAACUGACACUGUUGUACUUUUUACAACAGCGCGUCUUCCGGAAGGUUAAUAUACAUUGUAUACAUAGAACAAUAUUGUGCCUUUUACUAUCUCAUCAUCGAUCGAAUACUUUUGUUUUAUUUUAAAACAUCAUAAAAAUAUUUUCUUUUUCAAACAUGGUAACAAUACCAUUUCUUUUGUAAGAUUCGUUCAUUAUCAUCGCUCAGUAUUAUGUAAAUAUGAGUAUUGUAAAUAAUACUAAAUAUUGUAUGUAUUCAUUAAAAAACUCAUUGUUAGAAAUAA
Messenger RNA from Nilaparvata lugens (brown planthopper), 4701 nucleotides. RefSeq lists its product as uncharacterized. The record is from RefSeq and is a predicted model, not a curated record. The transcript has 10 exons. Bases 340 to 2577 code for a protein of 745 amino acids. Lineage: Eukaryota; Metazoa; Arthropoda; Insecta; Hemiptera; Delphacidae.